Lathyrus sativus (Indian pea) is the source of this 1014-nucleotide messenger RNA. Lineage: Eukaryota; Viridiplantae; Streptophyta; Magnoliopsida; Fabales; Fabaceae. The record is from the annotation of a GenBank genome assembly.
AUGAAGAAAUUCAGCGCACUAAAAACCUUUACAUUCCUCUUCAUACUACCUUUUCUCUUUGCAAAUGUCUCCGGGGGGAUCCCUGGUUUGGCUGGUUUGGCAGAAGCAGCUGAAUCAGUAUUCAAAAGCAAAAUCUCCCCCUUUCUUAUACGCACAAUUCCAGGCAAAUCGAAGCUCGACAAAGCUCUAUUUCUUAAAGAGAAACUCGAGAAAAUAAACGAUGUGAAUGACUACUUAGAGCAAUACGGCUACUUAGACUCUUUCACCUCCAAUUCAGAUUCCAUUGAUGAAUCUUCAUUGAUCCAAUUUCAGAAAUAUUUUAAUCUCACUCCUACAGGUCAGUUUGAUCGAAGUACAUAUAACAUCCUCACAAAGCCACGUUGCGGUGUUGCUGAUAUCGUCAACGAAACCACGUCGUUCAAACCAUGGUGGACGGGGAAAGAAUUAAAAUACGGUUUUCACCCGAUGAAUCAUGUUAAAGACAAUCUUAAGUCUUUGUUUCAAGACGCGUUUAACCGUUGGUCAAAUGUAACAGGGCUGAACUUCACAGAGACGAUGGUAUUUAAGGAUUCGGAUAUUCGUAUAGCGUUUUUGAAAUUUGAUGGAGAAGGAGGAAGGGUUGGAGGAACUUUUAUUAACAACAAUUCUCAUUUUGGGGUUAUGUUUUUUGAUUUAGAAGAACAAUGGGUGUUGUCGAGUAAGAGUGUUGUUAUUAAGGAGGGUGGUGUGGAUUUGGAAUCAUUUGUUAUGCAUCAAAUUGGUCAUUUGUUAGGGUUGGAACAUUCUUCUGUAGAAGAGGCUGUUAUGUAUCCGAUUGUGUUGCCAAAACAGAAGAUUGAGUUGGUGAAUGACGAUGAUUUGCAGAAGAUUCAGCAAAUAUAUGCUGUAAAAAAUGUCAAAAAUAAUGCAUCAGAUUCGACUGUAAAAAAUAAUGCAUCAGAUUCAAGUUGGUUAGUGGUCUUUUGGCCAUUAGGUUUCUUUGGGUUUGUUGUAUGUUUCUUGGGUUUACUGUGA